GAGCGGAGGGGGUUUCAUCUGCUCUUCACAAGUCCUUGCUUCUUCAUCUGUCAGAGAAAAUACCGUCUAAUGAAAACAAGUGUCUGUUCUGGUGGGGGGAUUAACCAUCCGAUACCGAUCAGCUCUGUCUGCGUGAAAUAGGGAAUGAACGACGAGACAGGAUCGGACAGCUGGAAGAGAAACUCCGGGUGCUCCAGUAUUGAGCAAAUGCUGGCUGUGAAUCCCGGAAAGACGCCCAUCAGUCUGCUGCAGGAGUAUGGAACGCGGAUAGGCAAAACCCCAGUGUAUGACCUGCUGAAGGCCGAGGGACAGGCCCACCAGCCCAACUUCACGUUCCGCGUCUCCGUUGGAGAGAUCAGCUGCACCGGCCAAGGGCCAAGCAAGAAGGCAGCCAAGCACAAAGCAGCCGAGGCUGCUCUGAAGAUGCUCAAGGGAGGUCUCGGAGGUCCCGCCGGAGUUGGUGUUGGAGUAGACGGGUUUAUUGGGGUUGAUGUGUCUACUGAUGGAGACAGCUCCCAGUCAGAGAUGAAGACCUCAGGCAGUUCUCAGCAGUCUGAAUGUAACCCUGUAGGAGCUCUGCAGGAAUUGGUGGUACAGAAAGGAUGGCGUUUGCCAGAGUACACAGUCACCCAGGAGUCUGGUCCAGCACAUCGCAAAGAGUUCACCAUGACCUGCAGAGUCGAGAGAUUUGUGGAAAUUGGAAGUGGGACAUCCAAGAAACUAGCAAAGAGAAACGCAGCAGCUAAGAUGUUAUCACGUAUACACGACGUCCCAGUCGACCUCAGGACCAGCAACGAUGCUGACGCCGAAGAAGACACAUUCAACAUGCACAUGGGGAGCAGAGCUGAGACGGGCAAAAGUAAAGGCUUCAGCUGCACGUGGGACUCUCUACGUAACUCCGCUGGAGAGAAGAUCCUCCAGCUCCGCAGCCACCCUCUGGGCAUGCCCACUGACUCCAACUUCUGCUCUUUGCUGAGUGACCUGUCUGUGGAGCAGCGCUUUGAUGUCAGUUACCUGGAUCUAGAGGAGCGCAGUCUGAGCGGCCUGUGCCAGUGUCUAGUGGAGCUGUCCACACAGCCAAUCACAGUGUGCCACGGCUUUGCUCCGAGCAUCGACGCCGCUCGAGCCAAUGCAGCCCACAAUGCACUUCAGUACCUCAAAAUCAUGGCCGGGGGGAAGUGAUGCCAUCCUCCUCCUCAUAGACUCGAACUCGCCACAACAAAAUGCCAGGAUCAAUUUUCUCUUUGGACAACGGAGGCACUUUUGUGAUGAGUUCAAAUAACGUGAAUUACCUCAAAUUUGGAAAUGGAGACUCUUUCUGUCCCCAAAUUAAUCCCGGAGCCUUUUAUUAUUUUUGUCACAUCGAUCUCUUAUUUUGCCAAUGAAGAUUUUGUUGCCCAAAAACUCCUUUAUCACCCUCAUGGACAUUUUUUAAAAUCCAUUUUUUUUUUAGAAAAUUCCAUUUGCUCAGCACCCAUAUGCAGCACUGUAUAUCCUUAAAAUCUACAGUUUAAAAUGUUGUAUCUCAAAUAGUGUAUGGUGCUCUUCUUGCAGCGAGUUCCCAAAUAAUUGCAGACAAAUUGUGAUGCAACAAAAAGCCAAAGGGGUUUGUUGAAAUUGGGCUAUGGAAGUGCCAGAUAUUGGUGCUUCAUUGAAUCCCCAUCGCAUGGAUGGACGGAAGAAAAGAUUACCAGCCAUGUGCCGAAAGG
Plectropomus leopardus (leopard coralgrouper) is the source of this 1709-nucleotide messenger RNA. RefSeq names its product TAR (HIV) RNA binding protein 2 (gene tarbp2). Gene Ontology annotation, molecular function: pre-miRNA binding; double-stranded RNA binding; siRNA binding. Gene Ontology annotation, biological process: siRNA processing; regulation of siRNA processing; regulation of miRNA processing. The record is from RefSeq and is a predicted model, not a curated record. NCBI's taxonomy places the organism in Eukaryota, Metazoa, Chordata, Actinopteri, Perciformes, Serranidae. Gene Ontology annotation, cellular component: cytoplasm; RISC complex; RISC-loading complex.